GUUAUUUUAUACUGCUUUUUUGCAUAUACACCAUGCUUCUUGCGCAAAAAAAUGCUGAGCCUCACCCGGAUAAAGAUAAUGUCGCUCUUCUAGAUACUUAUGAUCCUGAAGAGAUUUUAAAUAAAUAUAUAGUUCGGAUUGCAGGAAAGGGCUUUACAGUAGUCGAUCAUCCAUCCGAAGUUUAUGGGUUUCCUGAUGCUCACGAGUGCAUUGAUGGGAAUUUGCCUCUCUGUCUGGUUCUGGAUAUUGAUGCGAGGCAAAAGCCCGAUCCCAUGAAUCCUAAAUUUCCUUCCUUAGAUGAGAGUAAAAUUUCUCGUGAAGAUUUAUUAUCCAAAAUCUUAAUUGCCUGUGUCGAUAUUAUAAAUACUGAUUUAAAGCAUUUUGCAAUAUUAGAUGCUUUUACUUUAGCCAGCUCGUCUAAUGCUAAUAAAUGCAGUUGGCAUAUUGUAUAUAAAUAUGCACGGUUUAUUGACUACAGAGAUCUUAAGGGUUUUGUGGAAAAAGUCGCUGAUAAGGAAGAUAGAGUUAAAAGACCUGCGAUUUCUUCAGUUAAGAAAGGAUAUCACAAGCUAGAAGAUUAUUUAGUUCAGCCUAAGUGGAACGCUUCUGAAAUCUGGCCACAGACCUUUUCUCCUGAGAAAGAAGAGAAGAAAUUUCAGCCCAUCAAAGAUGAAACCGCCUUAAGUAACGGAGCUAGCUUAGUUAUCGCAAAAUAUGGAUGGCUUGAGAUCGGAAAAAUUGGGAAUGGAUUUGUCCACUUUCAAGCCCAAUUAUAUGAAGCAUGUCCUAUUUGUGAAAUCAAGCACGAAAAGGAUCAGUUAUAUGGCUUUCUUCGAAGUAAUAGCUGUUUUGUACUCAAAUGCUAUCGGCAGAAAAAUUAUAAACCAGAUAAUAAAGGAUUAGCAUUUGGAAAAGUGAUCGAAAUUUCUGCAAAACCUAAGCGAGGAAUAGUCGAAAGAAUAGGUGAUGCUAUAUCAAAUCCACGCCAAAUUGUAGAAUUAUCAAAGACAAUGAUUAAUGUAGAAAAAUUAAAGGAUGCUCCAGAAGUAUAUCCCGAUUUCUUGGGUAUUAAGAAAAUGACAACACUUAUUAGUUCUCCUCCGGGAACAUGGAAAACCACUACAUUAAGAGAGAUUAUUAUGGCAUUGAAAAAUAAGGUACAUGAUCUCUCUUCUUUGCCAUGUUAUAUCUGGGUUUCUUACCAAAAGUCUCUUAGUAAUGAAUCAAAAACGAAACUUGUUGAGCUAAAAGCAUCUGGUUUUCGAAUUUGCAAUUAUCAAAAUAUACAAGGAGACUUAUCUAUAAAUGAGUGGGAUAUUAUCAUAGUACAGGUUGAGAGUCUUUUCCGUAUCGAGUUUACAGCCCGUCCAUUUGUAGCUAUUCUUGAUGAAGCUAAUGCCAUUAUGCGUCAAAUGUCUAGCGGUACAAAUGCACGAGAAUCUGAGAAUGCAAUACGUGAUGUACUAAGAUCUGUGAGACAUGUUUUGGCCAUGGAUGCUUUUGCAAAUAAAUCAACACUAACCUUGCUCCAGACUUAUCGUGGUGAAAAUAUUUGCAUAGUUGAUAAUAAGUAUCAGCCUCGUAUAGGCGAGACAGUUGAAUUUAUUUAUGAUCUGAAUAGCGGAGCUGAAGCCAUGCGAAUAGGAUAUGAUCUUUUGAGGCAGGGCAAACGUGUAGCAUUCGUAUCUACUGGAGCAGUGAUGGCUAGAGCGCUAGUAGAAAAAGCAUCUAAGUUGUUUAAACCCGACAAUUCUCCUGUUAAAGCCCGUGCAUAUUAUGGGAAUAUGGAUGGGAAGCAGAGACAAAAAGACUUCUCUAAUAUUGAUGUUGCUUGGGGUGAGCUUGACUGUGUAGCUUACACAAAUACAGUGGAGGCAGGAAUAUCAUUUGAGGUUACGGGCUAUUUUGAUAUAGUUAUAGCUAUUACAAACAUCGCCACUCCAGUUCAUGUUGAGGCUCUUGCGCAAAUGCUUUAUCGAAUUUGUGACUGUCCUCGUCGUAUUGUUUCUGUGUUUUAUCAAAAAAUUCUAAUGAACUUUUUCGUCCACCGGGGUCACUGUGAAUGGGAUAUCAACGCCAUUUCUUAUAAAAUCGAUGAAUCUUCUGCUGUAAUAACAUUUGUCGAAGUUGAGCAUCAGAAAUGGCUUUUUGCGAGAUAUUUUAUUGAGAAGCUUUGUAGUUUUAUAGCCAGUACUGGUGCUUCUCUCCAACUAAUAAAAAUGGAUGAGAGUCGAGGAGUUAUAGGGAAUCGUAAAAAAGUCCGCAAUGAGGUUAGGGUUGAAGCACUAGUUAUCAAGGAAACAGAUUUUGAUGCAGUUGCUACUUCCCGAAAUCUAGAUCCUGAAGAAGCUGAAAAUCUUAAAUUUGACCAAGAACGCUCUAUCCCAGAUACUAUGGCACUUAAACGUUUCUAUAUGCGAAAUAUUUAUGGUAAAGAUAUAGACAAUGAGAUUUGGGAUAAUCUUUGCAAUAAAAAGUUUGUAAAACAUUUCAGUCCGCCAGAACCUAAAAAACAUUUCUUGAAGUUAUAUCACUUUAGAAAGCAAGGCUAUGAUGAGGAAAGUGCAAUGAAAGGGUUAGAGGACAAAGAUAUUGCGCAAUGGGAAGAUAGCCAUUAUAAAGCUGGUUAUAAUUCUGAGAAAUCAGUAGCAGAGGACUUGCACAAAUCAUAUUCAGCUAAUCAUUGGAAAGUUAUAAGGGAACUCUUUCAAAUACUAGGUUUUACCAGCAUAGAUGAUAAGCGUAUUCUUUCCAGUAAUAUAAUAUCAGAAACAUUUACACAAUCCUGCGAGAAGUUUAUAAAAGUCCUGGAUCAAUCCCUAUUACUCUUCAGAUUUAAGUCUCGUGCUAAGGUAACAUCGGAUCUUAAUUCAGCUAUAAGGGCAAUUAAUGCAAUUGCUGGAAAUUGGUGUGGCUAUACUGUAAAGAUAAAUAGGAAAAAAAUAGGGCCUAAAGAAAAACAGGUUUGGGAAUGUUCAUAUCAAAUUAAUCGGCAACCAUAUGAUGGUCUUGGUUUUGGAGAUAAAGGUACGCCAGAGCUUCCACCAUAUAGGCCGAAAACAGAUAAUGAUAUUCAGGAACUCUUUGAUUCUAUAGGGCAGGACAAAUAA
Messenger RNA from Rhizophagus irregularis DAOM 181602=DAOM 197198, 3110 nucleotides. The record is from RefSeq and is a predicted model, not a curated record. NCBI's taxonomy places the organism in Eukaryota, Fungi, Glomeromycota, Glomeromycetes, Glomerales, Glomeraceae.